This is a messenger RNA of Aptenodytes forsteri (emperor penguin), 2958 nucleotides long. RefSeq names its product ADAM metallopeptidase domain 11 (gene ADAM11). The transcript is spliced from 31 exons. Gene Ontology annotation, biological process: proteolysis. Gene Ontology annotation, molecular function: nucleic acid binding; metalloendopeptidase activity; zinc ion binding. Lineage: Eukaryota; Metazoa; Chordata; Aves; Sphenisciformes; Spheniscidae. The record is from RefSeq and is a predicted model, not a curated record.
AUGCCCGCGUGUCCCCCGCGGUUCUCCACGCCAGCCCCCCACGGAGCCUCCGGGCCCAGCGAGGCCGCGGCCGCCCGUCGCCUCCCGGGGGCGCGGGUGACUGAAAGCUUCCUAAGCAAAGAAGUCAGCUACGUGGUUUCCAGCAGCAAAGAAGCCAAACGAGACAAAGCCAGGACUCAGGCUGAGAAGUGGAGCAACGCCCUGAUCAGCAGGGGAAAGGAACUGCUGCAGAAGGCCAUGAAGAAUCAGGACACCUGCAGUGGCAGCAGUAUCCUUGCCAACGCUCGCCUGUGGGGAGUCCAGAUCUUGCACGUGGAUGGCAAAAUGCCUUGCAUCCGGAUCAAAAAUUCGCAAAGGGGUGUGGAGGACUGUCCGAUGCGCAGCGAGGGGGAGAAGAGCCCCCGAUCCGUACCAGUCACUGUGCCAAAGAAAAAGAGGGGAUUUUGUGAGUGCUGCCAAGAGACCUUUGAAGAGCUGCAGAAGCACCUCCAGAGCCCCCAGCACAAGCGGUUUGCACUGGACGACUCACAGUAUGCCCCUGUGGAUCGUGUCAUCUCACAGCUCACCAACAACUUUGUGGAGCAGUCAGCCAAGGACAGAGUCAGUAAUCGCAGAGAAGGAGGGGGGUUGUCGAAGAACUGCUCUCUGGGGCUGCCUGUUGGAGCAGGACUCACCAGAGGGGUCUGCGCUGCCCGUGGCACCACAGAGGAGCCUGCGGUGGAGGAUACAGAUUCGGGCUUGGCUCCUGACCUGCGCUGGGGGACUCGCAUUGAGAGCAUGGCCUGUUCCUUCUCUCGCCCAGUCCUUGGAGGUGCAGAGACGGUGGAGAGGAGGGCCCUGGGGGUGAGAUCUGUGUUCUUCAUGUGGUUUGGGGUUUUGCUGGAUAUCUUUGUGUAUUUACAGAUGUUUGUAACUGGUCCCGCCGCACAGGCCGGCUCGCUGCAGCGGAGGCUCCCCUGGGCCGGAUGGCAGGACGGGCGGGUCGUUUCCCAAAUCACCCACCCCAGCAGGUUGGUGGGGCAGAGCUCAGGAGAAGAAGUCCAGAAGCAUCAGCUGGACACCAGGGUCAGGAAUGAGCCUGGAGGAGGAUGCCUCUCCCCGCUCUGGCAGGGCAGCCGGAUCCGGGGGCAGCCCCGCUCCUUCGUGGCUCUUUCCAGCUGCCAGGGCCUGCGCGGGGUCUUCUCAGAUGGUCAAGCCACCUACCUGAUCGAGCCCCGGGUGGGCGCCGAGCACGGGCAGGGCCUUCAACCACACAUCAUCCAGCGCAUCCCCAGCUGCAUCCGACCGGGCUGCCUCUUCCCUGCACUGACCCAGCACCUCGCGGGCGGGUUACCAAAGCUGCGGCGGCGGCGGCAGGUACGCUGAGCCCAGCACACAGUUCACAGCGAGACCAAGUACAUCGAGCUGGCGGUGGUGAACGACCACCAGCUGUUCCUGCAGCUCCGCAAGUCCGUGGUUCUCACCAGCAACUUCGCCAAGUCUGUGGUCAACCUGGCCGACAUGAUCUACAAGGAGCAGCUCAACACCCGCAUCGUGCUGGUGGCCAUGGAGACGUGGGCCUCGGAGGACCGGAUCCGGAUGGGGGAAGACUCCCUGGAGACCCUGAACGAGUUCGUGAAGUACCGGCGUGAGGGGCUGGCGGAGCAGAGCGACACCGUCCACCUCUUCUCGGGUCGGACGUUUCAGAGCAGCCGCAGCGGCACCGCCUUCGUGGGGGGCAUCUGCUCGCCCGCCCGUGCCGGGGGCGUCAAUGAGUACGGCAACGUGGCGGCCAUGGCGGUGACACUGGCGCAGACGCUGGGGCAGAACGUGGGCAUGAUGUGGAACAAGCACCGUGCGGCGGCAGGGGACUGCCGGUGUCCGGACUCGUGGCUGGGCUGUAUCAUGGAGGACACAGGGUACUACCUCCCGCGGAAGUUCUCCCGCUGCAGCAUCGACGAGUACAACCAGUUCCUGCAAGACGGCGGCGGCAGCUGCCUCUUCAACAAACCCCUGAAGCUUCUGGACCCUCCGGAGUGCGGCAAUGGCUUUGUGGAGGCGGGAGAGGAGUGCGACUGUGGCUCGCUGGCGGAGUGCGCAAAGAGCGGGGGCAACUGCUGCAAGAAGUGCACGCUGACCCACGACGCCAUGUGCAGCGACGGGCUCUGCUGCAAAGGCUGCAAGUACGAGCCGCGCGGCGUGUCCUGCCGAGAGGCCGUGAACGAGUGCGACAUCCCUGAGAGCUGCACCGGCGACUCCAGCCAGUGUCCCCCCAACCUCCACAAGCUGGACGGCUACUUCUGUGAAAACGAGCAGGGACGAUGCUACGGCGGGCGCUGCAAAACCAGAGACCGGCAGUGCAACGUGCUGUGGGGCCGCGGCUCGGCCGAGCGCUUCUGCUACGAGAAGCUCAACGUGGAGGGGACCGAGAGGGGCAACUGCGGGCGCGAGGGCCUGGGCUGGCUGCAGUGCAACAAGCAGGACGUCCUCUGUGGCUUCCUCCUCUGCGCCAACAUCUCGGGCGCACCCCGGCUGGGCGAGCUCAGUGGCGAGAUCGCCGCCACCACCUUCUUCCACCAAAACCGCUACGUGGACUGCAGGGGAGGCCACGUGCAGCUGGUGGAUGGCUCGGACCUGAGCUACGUGGAGGACGGGACGCCCUGCGGCCCCGGCAUGCUGUGUCUCGACCACAAAUGCCUUCCAGCCACGGCCUUUAACUUCAGCUCCUGCCCCGGCAGUUGGGACGGGAAGAUCUGCUUUGACCACGGGGUUUGCAGCAACGAGGGCAAGUGCAUCUGCCGGGCUGAGUGGACGGGGAAGGACUGCAGCGUCUACGACCCCAUCCCCGAGCCAAAGCCGACGGGGGAGACAGAGCGAUACAAGGGUCCCAGUGGCACCAAUAUCAUUAUCGGCUCCAUCGCGGGGGCCGUGCUGGUGGCUGCCAUCGUCCUAGGGGGGACAGGCUGGGGAUUUAAGUAA